Molecule: messenger RNA, 266 nt
Organism: Cetraspora pellucida
Lineage: Eukaryota; Fungi; Glomeromycota; Glomeromycetes; Diversisporales; Gigasporaceae
Source: the annotation of a GenBank genome assembly
UUUCGAUUGAAGAGAAUGCUAAAGUAUUGUCUGGUCGUGGAAAUGUCAUCUUUGAUGAAGCCAUUGAAUUCAUCGAUGUUCCAAUAGUUUCUCCAAAUGGCGACGUCGUGGUUGCUUAUGGUGGUACAGUUCACAGACUAAGUCCAAAAGAUAAUUUAUCCUCAUACGACUCGCGAAAUGCAAGAAUUAAUAUUGUUGAUCGUGAAGGUGGUUGGGAUAAAGAAUGUGAGUGGAAAGAUGUUCUUGCAGGUGGUGAUAAGCAAAAG